This is a messenger RNA of Talaromyces amestolkiae, 1566 nucleotides long. RefSeq lists its product as uncharacterized. Gene Ontology annotation, cellular component: plasma membrane. The coding region runs from base 1 to 1566 and encodes 521 amino acids. The transcript has a single exon. Gene Ontology annotation, biological process: peptide modification; carbohydrate metabolic process. The record is from RefSeq and is a predicted model, not a curated record. Lineage: Eukaryota; Fungi; Ascomycota; Eurotiomycetes; Eurotiales; Trichocomaceae.
AUGGAACCAACGCGACCACAAUUCUAUCCCAAUACGCUGCAGCCAUCGGAAAUCAGCAAGGCGAGUCUGGAAAGCAUGCUACAAGAGCUACAACUAGCCAUCAAAACCAGUGUAGACAUUAUUGCAAAGAACUGUCAACGUCUAACAGAUGCCAGCACCUACGGCAACAUCUACAGCGGAACACCAGGAAUCGUUCUUUCGCUUUUACGACUAGAACGCCAGAGAUUAUCCAUUCAACAACAAACAGAUCAAGAUUACUUUCAAAUAGCGUCCGACUUGAUCAUACAGACGCCGACAGAUAUCGAACUUGUCGAUGGCCGUCUAUCCGCCUUGGCCUCGAAUGUAGGGCCGUCAUUCAUGCGAGUCUUAGCUUAUUGCGAACAACUCAAUUUGCGACCAGAGGCAGACCUGACUCCAGAUCCAGAAGAUUUCAGGCUCUUUACUCAAGCGGUUGAAAGAGCGACUCUUCACGGUCCAGUUUAUACUUUCAAGGGCUUUAGACUGGGUGGUGACGAGCUCAUCUUCGGUCGAGCAGGGUUGCUAUGGGCUUUACUUACACUGAAGAAGCAUGUGACUGGGACAUCUGGACCUAUUACAGCACAUUUAGACACAGCUUCACAGAGCAUUCCCAAACUUGUCGAUGCGAUUAUCGCAGGAGGUAAGCAAGGCUCCCAGGACUUUGUCAAGCUAUACGGUUCCAGAGACGCUCUACCUCUCAUGUGGCAAUGGAUGGAGGGAUACUACGCACUCGGCGCCAUGCAUGGCGCAACCGGGAUCCUCACGAUGCUACUCUCGUGCGAUCUCUCAGAUGAACAGCAACAAGACAUCGCAGACACAGUCACCAGUCUUUGCAAAAUUUGUAUAGGCAAAGAGGGGCAUUUCCCCAUGUCUAUUCCAGAUCGUCCCGAUGCGGCGACGAGAUCUUCACCUUUUGUGCAGUUGUGUCACGGUCCGCCUGGUUUGCUUGUUUUGUUGGGCAUGAUCUAUGAGAAGGCUUCAUUUAUGGAGCGGUUCUGGAGGCCGGAAUGGGAUCGUGCUAUUCGUCUAGGCACGGAGAAGAUUUGGGAAGAGGGGUUAUUAUCGAAGGGUGGAAAUGUAUGUCAUGGGUUGACAGGGAAUGCAUGGUCUUUGCUACCUUUGCAUAAUGCAUAUGAGUACCAUGGGCACUCUCUGCAAGCAGCAAAAAACAAGAGAAUGGCAGAACUUGCAAAGUCUGGAAUUAUCAGCGAGACAGAAAGGAACGAAGGGCUAAACGGAGACUAUUUCCUGUCUCGUGCACUACCAUUCAUGAUGCUCGCCCGCGAAUCGCCUCCUUACAGCCAGGAAGUUGACUUGAAGACAGCUUUUGACUUUCGCACACCAGAUCGACCAUACAGUUUCGGGGAGGGUCUAGCGGGACAAAUAAGUGCAUGGGCAGAGACAUGUGCCGUCAUUAAGGCUCGUUUGCGGAAGAUGGAGKUAAUGUCAGGCGAUGUGCCUUAUGAGAGAGACGAGUCCCUCAGAGAGUCGUUGACGGAACAACUUGGUUUCUUUGGUUUGGCUGUUAAUGGACCGAAGACUAUUUAG